Molecule: messenger RNA, 2913 nt
Organism: Symbiodinium natans
Lineage: Eukaryota; Dinophyceae; Suessiales; Symbiodiniaceae
Source: the annotation of a GenBank genome assembly
AUGGCGUUCCGCCAGAUUUGCGUUGUCCAGCCCCCGAAGCCGUCUGCCGAGGUGGAGGCUGAGGAGACCAAGCCAGGAGCCUCCUCCGAUCCUGCGCGCCAGCAGUUGGAGCUUCUCCAUCCUCUCUUCAAGCGGCUAGUGCAGAACCUUCUCCUCAUGGACUCCUGGGCGCAGCAGGCGUGCAUCGACAUCCUGAUGAGAUACUCGCGUCUCUUCUUCGCCUCACCAGAGCUGAAGCAGGAUGGCUCAGAGGGCGCCAACCGAAUGUCCGAGGACCAUGAGGCGCUGGUGAAGAACCUGAAGCUCCUCCUCUUGUCGAACAGCAAAGGCGUCACGCUGGCAGCGGCAGUGGCUUUGUGCUACCUUGCCCCACCCGAGGAGCUCAGCUGCGUCACAAUGCCGCUGAUGCGCUGUUUCCGUCAGGCCACGCCCGAAGCGACCACCACACUGCUGGUGGCCAUGGCACCCCUCAUCGAGGCGCAGCCAGGGCUCUUCCGGCCUUUGCUGCGCGAGUUCUUCGUGCAGUCCUUCGACUCGUCUGAAGUGAAGCGCCUCAAGUUGGAGGUCAUUGAGAACCUCGUAGACGAGACCAACGUGCAGAUGGUUCUGCGGGAGCUGCAGGUCUACGUGUCCUGGCACUCGCAGCCCGAUUUCGACCAUGGAACUGGGCAACUGCUUGAAGCCAAUUUCUACUCGAGGGAACCUGUACAAGGUAUCAUGGCCUUCUCAGCUGCAAUACGGUCGAUGUUCCUGAUGUACGGCAGUCGUCACUCGUCCUCCGCUGCUGACUGGAUGCAAAAGUCUGCUGGGGCGAAGGAUCCGUCUCGGGCAGGGACAGGGACGGACGCCGCGAUGUCCUUCGACGGCAUCUACGGCCAGGCGGCUGUCACGCGCAACGGCGCCGAGGGGAAGACAGGAGACAGGCAGGAUGCAGCCGCUGCCGCCCCUGCGCGUCCACUCGGGCUAUCGGGACUCCGCCGUCGCUUCGCCAAAGGGCAGAAGCUCUCGAUGGUUACUGCCUACGAUUUCCCCUCCGCGCGAUUUGCACGAUCAGCGGGGGUUGAAUUGGUUCUUGUCGGGGACAGUCUCGGGAACUGCCGGCUGGGACUUUCCGACACCGUCGGUGUCACGAUGGAGGACAUGCUGCGUGCCACCACGGCCGUCCGUCGCGGCGUUGACACGGCUGCGGGCACCUCGCCGAAGCCGCUGGUCAUUGGAGACAUGCCCUUCGGUUCAUACCUGACGCCCGAAGAUGCACUGCGCAAUGCAGCAGCAUUUCGAGUCGCAGGCGCGGACAUUGUCAAACUGGAGGGCGGAUGCCACCUGGCCCCUCUGGUGAAGUCCUUGACCAACGCCGGAAUUGGCGUGAUGAGUCACAUUGGCCUGGAGCCGCAGCGUGCGCUACUUCAAGGAGGAUUUCGACUGCAAGGCACCACAGCCACCAGCGCUGUGGAGAUUGUCAGCGCUGCUAAGGAGCUCGUGCAAGCGGGUGCCGUGGUGCUGGUCCUCGAGAUGGUUCCAGAGGAGGUUGGCUUAGCCGUCCAGUCUUCACUCCCCGAGACGCCGGUCAUCGGCAUCGGCGCAGGGGGCCGCGUCGCGGGCCAGGUCUUGGUGUGUGACGACAUGCUGGGCGUGCACGGCAGUCCCCCAUCCUUCGCAAAGAUGUUCGCCGACGUGGGCAAGGUGUCGGAACAGGCCUAUGCCACCUACGUGGAGGAAGUGCGAAGCGGCGAGUUCCCGGGGGACAAGCACAGCCGGCGCAUGACCGAGGUCGAGCGGGAAAAGCUGCAGGGAAUGCUUCCCGAGGUGCAGCUGGUGCCUCCGCCGGCCGAAUAUCUUCAGGAGGUGUCGGAUUCCGCGGAGGCUGUGCCGGCGCCCUCUGCCUCUCCAGCUGCGUCCCGCAGCCAAGGAGCCUUCGGCUUCGAGUUCCUUCCUGGCGGCCGGCUGCUGCCGGUGCAGCGCCUUGCAGGGCCCAGACGCUUAGCCGCAGGCACGCGCGGAAUCGCCCAGGCCGCAACUGACAGCGGUUACAAGCCCCAGCUGCAGCAGCUGCUCUCAAACGCCGACCUCUUUGCCUGGCGUCGGCGAAUGUCCGAGCAAGGCCGUCGAGUCGCGCUGGUGCCCACCAUGGGCAACUUGCACGAAGGCCACCUGGAGCUGGUGGACGCAGCCCUCGAGCGGGCAGACGAGGCGAUUGUAUCAAUUUACGUGAACCCUUCCCAAUUCGCAUCCCACGAGGAUCUGGAUAUCUACCCGCGCACCCUCGAGGAGGAUGUGCAGAAGCUGCGCGAAAGAGGCGCCACCGCCGUCUUCACGCCUCUCUCUCCGGAGUUGUAUCCGACUGGAAGCCCUGGGAGUACCGUGGUGGUGCCCAAGUUCGUGGAGGGCAAGAGUGAGGCCGCCGAUCGCCCGCACUUCUUCUCUGGCGUCGCGACUGUCUGUCUGAAAUUCUUCAACCUCGUUCAGCCAGACGUCGUGAUUUUUGGGCAGAAGGAUGCGAUGCAGUGCGUGGUGAUUGCCCGCAUGCUCGAGGAUCUGAUGUUGCACGACCGCAUCACUAUGCAUGUGGUACCCACCUCUCGAGAAGCAGAUGGGUUGGCCCGAUCUUCUCGGAAUUCGUACCUCACGCCGAGCAUGCGCCAGAAGGCACCGGCCAUCUACCGAGCUUUGCGCGCGGCCACGGGGGCGGCGGAUGCCUCCCCAGGCUCUGUCCGCACGCAGGUCCGCCGGGAUCUUGAGAGCCAGGGCCUGACCGUGAGCUACAUCUCCGUGGCAGACACUCGCUUCAUGGACGAGAAAGCUGACGAGGCAGAUCUCAGCAACUCGGUGGUCAGCAUCUGCUGCGUGAUGAAGGAGGAGGGAGCUCGCACGUGCCGACUGCUGGACAACCUCCUGGUGCCGGGGUCCAGCUGA